AUGAUGGAAAACAUUUCAUCCAGCAGCAACCUUCUCCUGAUGGAAGAAUUAGGGAUUCCUGAAUCGUCCACAUAUCCUGUGUUUUUCACAUUACUCUUUGUCUAUAUCGGACUGAUAAUCAGCAACAUCGGUAUCAUUGUUAUGAUCAUUGUAGAGAGAAGCUUGCACCAGCCCAUGUACUUGCUAUUUUGCAACUUGUCAGUCAACGACAUCCUUGGUAACACAUUCUUGCUUCCCCCUCUGUUGAUUGACAUGAUCUCAGGAAACAGGUUAAUUGGGUUUCAUGCCUGUGUUUUCCAGGUAUUUGGUGCCCACACAUAUGGCUCUGCUUCACACACCAUUCUAAUCAUAAUGGCCAUUGAUAGAUAUGUUGCGAUAUGCAAUCCAUUGCAAUACAAUGCAAUAAUGACACCUAAGACAGUGUGGACCUUGUCUGUAUCUGCCUGGGCAUUUGCAAUUGCACUAGUAGGUAUACUAGUGAGCCUCAGUCUCAGAUUGUCUCGCUGUAGAUCAGUUAUUCCAAAUUUUUAUUGUGACAAUGCAUCCCUGUUCAAGUUAUCUUGUGAAGAUGUGUCUGUUAAUAAUAUAUUUGGAUUGUUUUAUACUGUUGUAUUACUGGCCUCAUCAAUCGGUAGCGUUGCUGUUACAUAUAUUAGAAUUGCUGUCAUAUGCUGGACUCAGAAAAAUGCAGAACUCAAUAGCAAAGCCAUUCAGACUUGUGCCAGUCACUUAGUUGUGUAUUUGAUAAUGCUAUUUGCUGGGUUCAUUAUUGUCAUAAUGCAUCGGUUUCCAGAGUACCCAUUCUUAAGAAGACUUGUAGCUAUUCUUUUUCACAUUGUACCCGGUAGUUUAAAUCCCAUCAUUUAUGGUAUACAAACUAAACAUAUAAGGAACAAGAUAUUGCAGGUGUUUAGUAGAAAAAUAGUACCCAGUUAG
Messenger RNA from Sardina pilchardus (European sardine), 936 nucleotides. Its product is annotated as olfactory receptor 52E4-like. Bases 1 to 936 code for a protein of 311 amino acids. Lineage: Eukaryota; Metazoa; Chordata; Actinopteri; Clupeiformes; Clupeidae. The record is from RefSeq and is a predicted model, not a curated record. Gene Ontology annotation, molecular function: odorant binding; G protein-coupled receptor activity; olfactory receptor activity. Gene Ontology annotation, biological process: G protein-coupled receptor signaling pathway; detection of chemical stimulus involved in sensory perception of smell. The transcript has a single exon. Gene Ontology annotation, cellular component: membrane.